Messenger RNA from Melitaea cinxia (Glanville fritillary), 1480 nucleotides. RefSeq names its product putative Dol-P-Glc:Glc(2)Man(9)GlcNAc(2)-PP-Dol alpha-1,2-glucosyltransferase (gene Alg10). Gene Ontology annotation, cellular component: endoplasmic reticulum. NCBI's taxonomy places the organism in Eukaryota, Metazoa, Arthropoda, Insecta, Lepidoptera, Nymphalidae. The coding region runs from base 1 to 1446 and encodes 481 amino acids. The transcript has a single exon. Gene Ontology annotation, biological process: protein N-linked glycosylation; dolichol-linked oligosaccharide biosynthetic process. The record is from RefSeq and is a predicted model, not a curated record. Gene Ontology annotation, molecular function: dolichyl pyrophosphate Glc2Man9GlcNAc2 alpha-1,2-glucosyltransferase activity.
AUGAGGAGAAAUACCAAAUAUUACCUGCUGCUGUUCUUCACAGUGAGCUUAUAUUUCACCGUUUCCAAGUUAAUAUUUGACAAAGUGUAUGAAACAUCACAAGUUGUUAUCGACGAGUUUUUCCACAUACCCCAAGGAAUGUUAUACUGCAAAUACAACUUUUCAUACUGGGAUUCUAAAAUCACGACGCUCCCUGGACUGUACAUGGUAUCAACUGUGGCCAUCGGCCCAUUCUUUGAAUGUAACACUUAUAAUCUAAGAUUUGUUAACUUAGUUGGUUCAUGUAUUAAUCUGAUGCUAUUCGCGUCCAUGUUAAAGUUCAUAUAUGCUAAUCAAAAUGGUAGUCAAGCGAAAAAUGUUCUGCAAGCGUUGAACAUGGCUCUCUUGCCUCCUUUGUAUUUCUUCUCGCACAUAUAUUACACGGAUACUAUGUCGCUAAUGUUCGUGUUACUGUUCACGAGGCUCUGUAUUAUUACUCGCAGCAAAUGGUUAAUAUUUAUCAUUGGAUUGUGCUGUGUCGUCAUGAGGCAGACUAAUGUAGUGUGGGUAGCAAUGGUAUUCGGUCAUAAGAUGUUAAACAUAAUAAUAAGAAGUUCGAGAGUUUUCGGUAAUCGACACAUAUCUAAGUCUGCCUUAUCGAUGAGAUCAAUAACCGCUCAGGAUAUUGAUCCUUCAAAACUAAAACGCUACUACAAUUUGUACGAUGCAGCUAUAGCCUUGAAAUAUCAUAUGUCGACAGGUUUUUCGAUAGCUUUUAGGUACACAAACAUCUCCGAUUGGCUUAUCAUGGUGCAGCAAAUCGCGGUGCUGUUAACAUUUAUUAUGUUCCUACUCUUGAAUGGUUCGAUUGUUGUCGGAGACAAAAAAGCUCACAUGGUGACAAUACAUGUAACCCAAUUAUUGUAUUUCCUAUUAUUCUACGGCGUAUUCGGUCUGCCGUAUGUCAUUGCCAAGGCUUCUUCAACCCUAAAGCUUAUGUUAAACAAUAAAAUGUACGUGUUAUUCUUUUCAAUAUUGUUUUACAUAAUCGUACAUUUUAAUACGCUUAUCCAUCCCUACAUGUUGGCUGACAACCGUCAUUAUACGUUUUAUUUGUGGAAUCGUUGGUUCAGGAAAUAUGAUUUUGCGAUAUACGCAACAGUACCAGCGUACGUCUUCUUCUUAUUUAGUUUAUAUGAUAAUUUAAAAGAUCAUAACUGCAUAUCGUUCUUACUACCGUACUCGAUCUGUAUUUUUAUUGUUGUAGCAUUGCAAAAGUUAGUUGAAAUUCGUUACUUCCUAAUUCCGUACAUUGUUCUCCGGUUGAGGUUUGUCAGGCCGUCGUUUAAGAUGGUUAUAGCCGAGUUCCUGUACUACGUGAUAAUAAAUGCGGUUACUUUUAACAUAUUCUUUACAAAAAAAAUAAUUUGGAAUACGUUAGAUGAGGUGCAAAGGAUAAUUUGGUAGGACGUAAAUGUGAAAUCGUAGUCUGUUAAUGUGU